AUGGCGAGAAAAGUUGUCCAGAAAAACCAAAAUGCUGUACCAGGUGGCUUUAACAUGGGAAUUGUAGUGGAAUUUAUAAUAUUUCUCCUUUUACAAGGUUUUGAUAUUUACUGUAACUAUGGCGUCUACUUUGAAUCUUCAAAAUCGUCGGCAACGUAUGAAGAAUUUGCCUCGCUGCUGGUAUCUAACAACGCAACUAAAAAAGCAGCAGGGAGAAACCUUACAGUUUUGCCUUUGGAAUUCUGCUCCAGUUCACUAUUUGAUACUAAAAAAACCAACGAACUGCUUGACCAAUAUGGAACCACAGUUGAAAUCUACUUGACUUUUACAAUUGUUGCGACAAUUAUUUUCUGUCUUCACUUUCUACUGUGGGUUUCAACCAUUGCGUUUUCACUUAUGACAGCCGAUUUUCUGCAAGAGAAUUGGGAUAUUUUGGUUAAGGGAAAGAUCGUGUUUACUCUGGCUGCAAACUUCUUGCAGGACAUUCCAUGUUCCACUAUUGCGAUUGAACUGUACCUUCUUAGAAGGGGUACUGGUGGAUUAAUAUGUUGGCAGUGUUCAGUGGACCCAGAUUGCAAAACUGUGGACUACCUUGAAACGCUUCUAGCUCCAAGCUCCCAGGCCUUGACUUUGCUUAUUUUAGCCAUUUGCCUGACAACUUUGUGGAAGGCAAUUUCCUCCUUCUUUCGAUGGAGUCGUGCAGACGAAUGUGAUGUCUUCAUAAUCCGAGCUACAACAUCUCUGUUCGCAGGCUUUCUUUAUGCCUGUAUCAUAAUGACACCUGCUAUGACAAUUUUGAAGUACCGAUACUUUACUUUACCGGGCGUGACUCCCGGAUUUUUGGCGGACUUGGUAGAUAAGUUGUUUAUCAUAGGGGCCCUCUUUUGGUCGAUUGGAAUAUUAACAGUGUGUUGUUGUCCACUUCUGCGCUUGAUUAGACUUGCGCAAUAA
This is a messenger RNA of Porites evermanni, 951 nucleotides long. Lineage: Eukaryota; Metazoa; Cnidaria; Anthozoa; Scleractinia; Poritidae. The record is from the annotation of a GenBank genome assembly.